Molecule: messenger RNA, 2820 nt
Organism: Phoenix dactylifera (date palm)
Lineage: Eukaryota; Viridiplantae; Streptophyta; Magnoliopsida; Arecales; Arecaceae
Source: RefSeq, a predicted model, not a curated record
GUCUUCUGUUUGCAGGAGAGAAGGUUUUAAACGCCCGAUUCGGAAAACGCCUGAGAGGCUUGCGGCGUACGCCCGACGAUCUCCGAAUAAAAGAGGCGGAUCCACCGACAACUGAAUUAAAACAAGAGAGGAAAGAAAUCCCGCUUCCGCCAUGGCGACGGAGUUCCUCCCAUGGUAUUGGAUCGUGGAAACCCUAGCCCAAGUCGAGGAGUUGGAUACUUCCAUUCUCGAAACUAUCAUUUACAGGGUUCCGGAUUUCGCUGAGAAUGCUCCCGAAACCGUGCAGGAGAGAGUCGCAUUGAGAUACCUCGAGAAACUCGUGCCAUCUUCAUCCGCUUGGGAUGUUCCUUCAACCUCAGCGUCUAUUGAUGCGGAUGGACCGACCGUGGAAAUUCUGAAAAAAGUGGCAGCUUUAUGCAAACUUGAAAAGGAUAAAGACAAGCUGCGUGAUCCUGACCUUCUCCGGUUUAUUCUCCAAAAGAAGGCUUCCCUACCAAAGUCUUCUCUUCAGUUACUGUCAUCCACUCUGGGGGGUCAUAGUCAAGUUCUUUCAUCUUUGAAGGAACUUAGUGGCUUGUGCAUACAUAGUCGAGCAGAUUGUCUGCGAUGCAGCAUUGGUGAUGAUAAUCAAAGAGCAAAGAAGCUUAGGUUAAGCAGAAAUGAUGCUGAAAUCCAGUCACCAAAACAGAGCUCGCCUGUUAUUGCGCAUGAUGGUGUCACAGUGAUCUUGCAAGAAAAUCAUGCUGGAUAUAUGCAGCAUGUGAAUAAGCUGAAUGUUUCAGAUGGUGAGAGGAUUAAUUUUAGUGGUGGUGAAAUGGAGCCACUAAAACAAACUUUAGCUGCUCCAGCUCCUGAUAGUGGUAAAUUCAACUUGCAACAGGAUUCUUCUGGACUGGGGCAAGGUGGUGAAAUCCAGCCACUAAAACAAACUUCAGGUGCACCAGCUUCUGAUUGUAAUAAUGUAAUCUUGCAAAAGGAUUCUUCUGGACUUGGACAGUAUUUGCCCAAGCAGAACAUGCCAAAUGCCGGUAGUAGUCAUUUACAUCAAGACAUUGAUAGUACUGGUGGUGAUACCAUUGAAUUGUUGAAAGAUAACUCGAGUCUCCAAAAUGCAACUUCAGAUAGAAGUACAAAGAAUGUGAAUCCAGCAUCGGGCAAGACAGAGUUAUUUGCUGGUGUGCCAAGUGUGAUAUUAGAGGCAUCAAGUGAUAGUGAUGGUGCUUGCGAUGUUCCUUCUGACUUUAAUCUUUGUGAUGAUGUCUUUAAUAAUGAGAAGCACCGCUUAUUGAGUUCUCAAGGCCAUGCAAAUCAGGAUUCUGCUACUGGGGAUUGGACAAAACAGGGCUUAUGUAUAAAGUGCGAUAAUGGUGGUCAGUUGUUAAGUUGUAGUGCCAGUGGAUGUUCAAUAGGUGUCCAUGAAAGUUGUUUGGGACCAUUUGUUAAAUUUGAGAAGACAGGUCUUUUCUACUGCCCCUUCUGUUCAUAUAGAAGAGCUACUUUGGCAUAUUGGAAAGCCAGGAAAAAUCUUUCAUGGGCCAAGAAAGGCCUCUCAGUUUUUCUCGGUGAGGAUCCUAUUCCUGGGCAUCGAAAGGAACAAUCAUCUCCAAAAGUUCGUAGAGAAACAAGUCAAGCAGAAGUUGCUGGAAAUGCGAGUCAUCAAUCUGAUGCCCAUCAUGCUGACAAGCUGAAUGUGAGUUUUUCAACAGCAAAAGAACAACAGCAGCAAAUAGAAGUUGCCAAGGUUUGUGACAAAGGCAAGCUGCACAGUAAACAAAUGGAGAAUCCAUCCAGUGUCGAGAGAGGUGAUGUUUCUCAUAAUCCAGUGGAAAAUAAUCAAGAUAAGAUGGUCAUGAGAGUUAACUUCCCUGAUGCUGAGGACGCUGAUACCUUCAUCAAUAUGGAGAAUGAAUUAGGCAAUAACAGUGAACAUGUUUCGGUGGCAGAGCACCAGCAACCAAUAAAACCUCAAGCAGGAAUAGAUAAUGGUAAUUUACCCUGUGAGGAUAGGGGUACAUCUCAUGCUGUACAUGCUCAUGAUGUUUCCAAUGCUAAGCAAAACAGUAACAUUGAUUCAGCUGAUGAUCAUUUACGCACACAGCAAUUGAAAAAUCAGGGACAGGUAGAAGCUUUUCUUGACCAUGAUACUGGCCAUACAGCACCAUCUCCACAAACCAGUGAUAAGCACUGCAAGAGUAGAAGACAAGAUGCUGCUGUAGGUGAGGCCUGUCAUCACCAGGGGACAGUUGGAGACCAGAGCAGGAGCAAGGCUUCACCGGGCAAAAAUGGAAAGUACAGAUCUCGACCCAAGCGUUAUUCAAACCCAAUAAUUCCUUCUGGCAGGCGAAGGAAACUUGCUUGGACUGUCGAGGAGGAAGAAGCUCUGAAGGAUGUAGUGCCGAAAUUUGCUGCAAAUGGUGAUGGUACUCUUCCAUGGACAAAAAUUUUGGAAUUUGGUCGCCAUGUAUUUCACAGAACACGUCAGCCUGGUGACCUGAAAGACAAAUGGAGGAACAUUCAGAUCAAAGAGGGUUUAAGAACUAGAAAAACAUGAUAUAACCUAAUCAGUGUUGUUGCUUUGUUGGAUUCUGUUUUGAUAUUGUUUUUGUAUAGGUACGGAUCUCUGAAGUGUUUAAGAGUCUGUCGAAGACAUGGAGGAACAUUAAGAUCAAAGAGGGUUGAAGAACUUGAGAAACAUGAUAUAAUUUAAGAUCGUAGUUUGUUGAAGGUUUUUUUUUUUCCUUUAGUGUAACUACUUGUGAUGUCAUUUUUGUAUGUACACACAUCUUUUUUGAAGCGCUAAAUCGUCCAUUUAUUGCUUCA